UUAGCCAUCGCUAUGCUGCCUUGCACUGCCAUUACCAGCUGUCACAACAAUAAAUUAAAACUUUAGAAUAUAAAAUAAACAAUGGACAUCGCCAAUGUCUGUCGGAUAUGCGCGAAUAAAAUCAGGGGCCAGAAGAGCGAUCGCAACAUAUUCAAGUACAUGCGCGGCAAGCUGCUGGUGCAACUAAAGCUGAUUACAGGAGUGGAGCUCACAACCGACCAGGGACUGCCGGAGUUGGUCUGCGAGCGUUGCUUUUCAGAGCUGGACUUGGCAACCAAGUUCCGCGAGCGCUGCAUCUUCUCGCAGAAGUAUCUGUUGGACAUUAAGAAGAAGGAGCGGGAUCCGAGCAUUGUCCGCGUCAACCUAGAUCCUGAACCGCUGGACGAGGAGUUGAUCGAUGCGGAUCAGUUGGAGGCGCACCACGACGAGGAGUUCUUGAUCUUCGACGGAGCGGACGAGGAAGAGGCUGAAAUAUACGAGUUCCAGCCCGAUGACGAUCCCGAUGACGAUCCCCAAGCCUCAGUGAUGGCGGCUGCGGAGGCGGCGCACCAGGCGGAGAUCCAGGAGCAGCAGCUGGAACGAGCCGCCAAGCGACGCAGGAACUUCUUCAUCUGCGACGAGUGCGGGCAGCUGUUCAAUGACGAAUACCUUUACAACGAGCAUUUGGACGGCCACCUGGGCCGCCGGGAGAUGAAGCAGUUCUUUCCCUGCAACGAAUGCCCGGAGACCUUCAAGAAAAAGGCUCUUCUGAAGCAGCACCGUGCUAAGGUUCAUGGUGGCCAGCGAAAAAAUUUCGAGUGCUCCAUAUGUGGCGAGGUUUUCUCGGCGCUGGGAGCCAAGAUACGGCAUGAAAAAGCUCAUGAGAACGAACGACCUUACCCGUGCUUGGAAUGCGGAAAGAUUUUCUGUACUGUCUCCGAGUUGCAAGACCAUUGUUUAACCCACUCAGAGGACAAUCGAAAAUUCAGGUGUGAGCCCUGCAACCAGAAUUUUAUAACCCGAAAGGCGCUGCUAAGACACACGGAAACUCAACCGCACAAGCGUUUGGCUAGGCAUAUGCAGGACGAAAUUGAAUUGAUCUUUGACAGUUAAUCGAAUUCCUUACACUAUUUAUAAGUUAUUACAUCCGUACAUUUAAUUACAUUGAAGAGUAUCAGCCAGAACUGAUAUGGGAUAUCUAUCAGAAUCCAAGGACGUAUUUUUGUUAAAUCAAUUUAUGUUUUUUUAAAUAAACAUAGGAUUAUGCACCUCUUUAUUCAUUACAAAUAUUCUCCAAUGUAAAAAUUAAGAGUACACAUUGUUAGAAUUAUGAUAGAUUUCCAUAUGUUGGAUAUUGGAUCGUGUUAGAACACGGGCAAAAACUUUCUCUAGGUUUGAAAUUGUAUGUGUUAACUUUGUCUCUUUAUAUUUUAAACUUUUCUGAAUUAAACUAAAAAGGUUUUAAUUUUUGAACAUGUUAAA
Drosophila rhopaloa is the source of this 1461-nucleotide messenger RNA. RefSeq names its product zinc finger protein 852. NCBI's taxonomy places the organism in Eukaryota, Metazoa, Arthropoda, Insecta, Diptera, Drosophilidae. Gene Ontology annotation, molecular function: RNA polymerase II cis-regulatory region sequence-specific DNA binding; DNA-binding transcription factor activity; zinc ion binding. The coding region runs from base 82 to 1092 and encodes 336 amino acids. The transcript is spliced from 4 exons. The record is from RefSeq and is a predicted model, not a curated record. Gene Ontology annotation, biological process: regulation of transcription by RNA polymerase II. Gene Ontology annotation, cellular component: nucleus.